This is a messenger RNA of Mytilinidion resinicola, 1089 nucleotides long. RefSeq names its product putative short chain dehydrogenase/ reductase. NCBI's taxonomy places the organism in Eukaryota, Fungi, Ascomycota, Dothideomycetes, Mytilinidiales, Mytilinidiaceae. The record is from RefSeq and is a predicted model, not a curated record. Gene Ontology annotation, molecular function: oxidoreductase activity. The transcript is spliced from 6 exons. Bases 150 to 911 code for a protein of 253 amino acids.
GUCCCGUUUCCAAGCCUUGCGGAUACCCGAAUUCUCAGUGCCGCUGAAUCUAAGAUGAGACCAAUCCAUUACGCCAUCGACCUAAAAAAAGAGUUGCCUCAAAAUACCUCGACGGGCACAAUUCGAGUUCGCAAGAUCCUACAGCAGAUAUGUUUCAAGGAAAAUACUACACCGUGACAGGGGCGGCUUCGGGCAUCGGUAAAGCUACGGCUCUUCGUCUAGUUGAGAAGGGUGCUGCAGGUGUAGCUCUUAGCGAUGUCAACCUCACUGGGCUUCACGAAACAGUGGAGGAGUGCAAGAAAGUUGGAUCAGCAAAAAUAAUAGCAACUAAAGUCGACGUCCGCGACUCCGAGCAAGUAGGCGCUUGGAUCGCCGACGCCUUCAACCAGUUCAAGCAACUCGAUGGCGCCGCGAACGUGGCCGGUGUAGCGGGUGGAACGGGGGAUACUGUCAUCGAAACAAUCGUGCAAAAAGAUUGGGACUUCACCCUUGGCGUGAACCUCAACGGCGUCAUGCACUGCAUGCGUGCGCAACUCCCUUAUAUCAGCCGUCCUGGUGGCGCUAUCGUCAACGUUGCGAGUACGUCCGGCCGGCGAGGGCUCCCGCAUAACGCGGCGUACGCGAGUAGCAAGUUUGCCGUCAUUGGAUUGACGGAGAGUGCGGCGGGCGAGUAUGCUAAGCAUGGGAUAAGGAUUAAUGCUUUGUUGCCAGGGCCGAUUGACACUAGGAUCUUUCGAGAUGGUGAGGCGUUGGGCUUGUUCGACGCGGAUUCGAUAUCUGCGGAUACCUUGAUGGGGAGAAUGGGAAAGGCGGAGGAAGUGGCCAAGGUGCUGUGCUUUUUGCUCAGCGAUGAUGCGUCGUAUGUUACUGGAGCGCAUUGGAAUGUAGAUGGUGGUUAUCUAGCUUGUUGAAGUUCCAACUCUAUUGAUUUUGUACUCCCUUCCGAUUCCUAAAAUGCGUUGAAGCAAGGAUAACGAUGAAGCUUUUCAGAUGUAUGAGGAUCGUGUGCCAUGCCUAUUAGAAAUUAGACUUUGAUUCCUAGGCUGUGUCUCCUCUUUGGAGGCUGUCGCCUAAUAGAAUUAACCCCCU